UCAAGAUGCCUCAUUUAUUUAAUUCUACAGCAUCCCUUUUGAGAAUUCAGAAUCACUAUCUCAUUUUCAUUCAUCUUCUCCUCUAGAUUGACAACACAAGAUUCAAAAUCAUGGCUGCUUAUGCAGCUCUGGUUUCUGUUACGAAUAUCAUGGAUACCCUUCAUCUUCAUCCUCGCCCUCCCAUCUCUCUCCACCCUAAACAGGCUGAGUCUCUCACUGAAAAGAUCACUUUCCUCCAAAAAUUUCUCACUAUUUAUAAUCCCCAUCUUGACUACAGCAGAGAAGCCGAUCCAUUGGAGAGUCGCAUUGCAGAUGCAGCUUAUGCAGCUGAAGACAUGAUCGAAUCCCAUAUCGUGGAUCAGAUCACGAGCGAUGCAGGAAAGAUCAGCCCCGACUCCUUGUACGAAGCUCUAGAGAAGGUGAUUGGAGAUAUGGAUCUGAUAAUGAAAGAAGCAAAGGAAAUCCAACAGACUUUGGGUGUGCACACCACCAAGUCAACACCUUCAGAUUCUUCAAAGUCUUCACACAUAGCCAAGGAGAAUAUUAUGGUGGGUGUUGAUGAUCUCUUACUUGAAAUGAAGGAUAAGCUCACUUCUGAUCGUCGUGAUCUACAGAUCAUUCCCAUUGUAGGAAUGGGCGGGUCUGGUAAGACCACUCUUGCUCUGAACAUUUAUCAAGACCGUCUUACUAAGGAGCAUUUUCAUGUUUGUGCUUGGGCUACCAUAUCCCAAGAGUAUAACAUUCAAGAAAUGCUCAAACACAUUCUUCAUCAGUUAAAUAAGGAUGUUGGUCAAAAUUUGGGUGUUGAUGGUUUGGGAGAAAUAUUGUAUAAGCACUUUUUUGGUAGAAGAUACUUGAUUGUACUUGAUGAUAUGUGGAGUAUCGAGGCGUGGGAUGGGAUUAGGAGGUUUUUACCGGAUAACAAAAAUGGUAGUAGAAUAGUGGUGACGACUAGGCUAUCAAACUUGGGUUCUGCUUUAUCGAGUUCUAAAAACCUUGAGAUGAGUCUUUUGAAUGAGGUUGAUAGUUGGGAGCUUCUGUCCAAAACUGUGUUCGGGGAGAAAAGCUGCCCUCCAGAGGUGGUGGAAAUUGGGAAGAGAAUAGGAAAAAGUUGCAGAGGACUUCCAUUAUCAAUUGUUGUGAUUGGAGGGCUUUUGGCCAAAUCCAAUAUUACAAAAGAGUUUUGGAAGUCCAUAGAGGAAAACUUGAGCUCAAUAGUGAAUUCGGAGGAUGAUGAAUGGUGUUUUAGAAUAUUACACAUGAGCUAUAAGCAAUUGCCGGUAUAUUUGAAACCGUGCUUUCUCUAUAUGGGAGUUUUUCGUGAAGAUGAGGUGAUCCGCAGAUCAAUGCUCGUUAAACUUUGGGCUGCUGAAGGAUUUCUAAAACCGAGAAGUGGGAAAAGCUUGGAAGAGAUAGGCAAAGUGUGUUUGAAGGAGCUUGUUGAUAGAAAUCUUGUUUUAAUUGAUGAGAUUGGGAUUAGUGGGGAGAUAAAAUGUUGCAAGAUUCAUGAUUUGUUGAGGGAUUUGUGUUUGAGAGAAGCGGAAAAGCAAAGGUUUUAUCGUUUUGUAAGAGAUGAUCCCGUAGCCAAAUAUAGCGAGCGCCGGGUUGUUUUUCCAAGGUUGUUGACAAGUGAAGUGUUGGAAUCUUUGUCGCAUGCUCGUUCCGUAGUAUGUCAUUAUAACGACUACGGAGAGGUUCAGCUGCCUCAUAAUCUUAGAUUGUUGAGGACAUUCAAGGCACAUGAUAAAAAUAUUAUGUGUGGUCAUUUCCUUGAUAAUGUGUUUGAAUUGGUGAACUCGCGGUACCUUGAUGUUACUGUUCACUGGGAGUCCGGAUUCCCCGCUUCGGUUAACCUGCUUUGGAAUCUGCAGACGUUGGUAAUUCACUGUUGGCAGAAUCUUGUUGCACCGGUUGAAAUUUGGGAAUUGCAUCAGCUUCGGCAUCUAGUUUUUGAGUUAGGCGAGGUGAUUCUCCCGGAUCCUCCUCGUGGCGACAAUGACAUUGUUAUCAUGGAGAAUUUGCAUACACUCAAAGUAGUGAAUAAUUUGUUUUUUAAUGAGGAGACGGUUAAAAGAAUUCCCAACGUGAAGAAAUUGUGCCUAAAGUACGACGAGGAACAAAUGGAGGGAGAAAAUUGUCUCGGCUAUCUUCAGUGUUUGAGUAAACUGGAAAACUUCCGCUGCAUCACCGAAUAUGAUUGUGUCGAGUGUUGGAAAUGGAUUAGGUUCCCGCACUCCCUCAAGAAGUUGUAUGUUGAUGUCUCUUCCAGUCUCGAGUUGGAAGACAUAUUGCCAAAGAUUGGUUCAUUGCCCCUUCUUGAGAAGUUUGUAUUAACAAAUGGUUUCUUCAGGACAGGCAAGUGGGAAACAUUUGAAGGCCAAUUUCAAAGCCUCAAGUUUCUACAAUUGGAGUCUUGUGAUGGUUUAGAAGAUUGGAUUGUGUCGGACAACUCCCACUUUCCGGUUCUCCAGAAGCUUCGUCUUCUUUAUAUUAGCCAACUGAAUGAGAUCCCAUCGGAAAUUGGAGAAAUAUCGACAGUUAGAUCGAUUGAAUUGGAAUAUUGUAGUGAAUCAGCAGUGGUGUCAGCUAAAAAGAUAGUAGAGGAACAAGAGGAUUUAUACGGAGAUCAACUAGACCUUCAUGUUCUAGCCAGAGUUUCUAGGAGUGAAGAAGCAUUGGCAAGCUUAGCAAGUGUCAACUUUGAAGUUAAAGUGUACGGUAUAUAUUAGACAUGUCUAUCAUGUAGCAUCGAAGAGUAGUGUUGGGCUUUUGAUUAUAAAUUUGUAAUAAAGUUUGACCUUUUGUUGCUUCAGUAUACUACAAACUUUUUGUAUUGUUACUCUCGUUGUAUAAUUGUAUUGUAAGUGAAAUGUUACUGCAAUC
Salvia hispanica is the source of this 2883-nucleotide messenger RNA. Its product is annotated as putative late blight resistance protein homolog R1A-10. Gene Ontology annotation, biological process: defense response to other organism. NCBI's taxonomy places the organism in Eukaryota, Viridiplantae, Streptophyta, Magnoliopsida, Lamiales, Lamiaceae. The record is from RefSeq and is a predicted model, not a curated record. Gene Ontology annotation, molecular function: ADP binding.